Thunnus maccoyii (southern bluefin tuna) is the source of this 2794-nucleotide messenger RNA. RefSeq names its product CD151 antigen-like. Gene Ontology annotation, cellular component: membrane. The transcript has 8 exons. The record is from RefSeq and is a predicted model, not a curated record. NCBI's taxonomy places the organism in Eukaryota, Metazoa, Chordata, Actinopteri, Scombriformes, Scombridae. Bases 703 to 1464 code for a protein of 253 amino acids.
CUUUAUUCUUUAUAACAGCCGUUAUAAGCUCACUGUUGAGUUCUCUGUCCUACAACAGCUUCCUGAGAGAAAAACUGGGGAUGAGCAACAGUAUCUCUGUCUUCAGCUUAUUUUAAUGUGUCGUCAGUAAAUUAAACAAAUAAAUUUUGUUAUUGAAUAAUGGUUUCAUUUUUUUCAAGCAAAAAUUAUAAACUAUUUGACGCUUUUAGCUGUUAUAUAUGAAAAUAAAAUGAAUAUUUUCUGGGUUUUUUACUUUUGGUCGAUAAAACAACACUUAAGAAUAUGCUAUCUUGGGUUUAUUUGAUAAUCGAUAACAAAAAUAAUCGUUAGUUGCAGCCCUCGAUUACUAGAUGUGAAUAAUUCUACAAAAAUACAUAAAUCCCACUAUACAUAGGUCCACUUUUCUUGUCUUUUUAACCUCAUUUGUCUCUGUCUAUUUGCUUGCAUCACACACUGACAGUAAAGCAUCGCCCCGGGACAGAAAAAAAGGCCAGAAACAUGCAAGGUGGUCGGGGUGGAGUCAACCGCAGCUCCAGCUUCAACACAGCCGUCUGAUUUUCUGCCCUGUGCACAUUCACCCCUCUGUCGGAAAGGCCUUCAUCCAAGGAAACUGGAAUGAAAACAGGCGACAUUUAGGACUAUUUUUUCCUUUUACGCAUUUCAUCUCUCUGUGUCGAUAAAGUCAAAGGAAGCAACGGCAGCAUGGGGGCAUACGAGGAGAAAAAAGCAACAUGUGGAACCAUCUGCCUGAAAUACCUCCUGUUUGCUUUCAACUUUCUGUUUUGGUUGGCAGGGGGCUUCGUGAUGGCCGUGGGUGUUUGGACCCUGGUUGAGAAGAGCGACUACAUCAGCCUCCUCUCCUCCAAGACGUACGCCGCCUCCGCCUACAUACUGGUCCUGGCUGGAGCCAGCGUCAUGGUAACGGGCGUGCUGGGCUGCUGUGGUACCUUCAAGGAACAGAGGAGGCUACUGCGAGUGUACUUUGUCCUGCUGCUGUGUAUUUUCCUGUUGGAGAUCCUGGCCGGCGUCCUGGCUUAUAUCUACUAUCAGCAGUUGAACGAGGAGCUGAAGCAGAACCUGAGGGAGACCAUGACCCAGAAGUAUAAACAGAACACCCAUGAUCACGUCACCAAUGCUGUGGACAAACUGCAGCAGGAGUUCAAGUGCUGUGGCAGCAACAGUUCAUCCGACUGGGCCGAGAGCGUCUGGAUCCGCUCCAGAGACGCAGAAGGCAGGAUGGUGCCUGACAGCUGCUGUAAGACUCCCACCGAGCUCUGCGGCCGCAGGGACCACCCCUCCAACAUUUACAAGGUUGAGGGUGGCUGCAUCACAAAACUGGGGAAAUUCAUCCUGGACCAUCUGAAGAUCAUUGGAGCGGUGGGUGUUGGGAUCGCCUGUGUACAGAUUAUAGGGAUGGUGUUUACAUGCUGCCUAUAUCAAAGUCUAAAGGCAGAGCCGUACUAAGAGAAGAAAAAGAAGAGAUGAGUGUGUGUGUGUGAGUGUGUGAAGGAGGUAACUUCAUCACCACAUGCCAUACUCAAAUAGCCCAUAGGUUCUUUUCUUUGCCUUGCACAUAGGGGAAGGAAAAAUUUGGCAAGGGAUCAAAUUGCACAUCUGAGGAGCUCAUUUUGGUAAACAAAGGGUGGAAAAACACUACAAGGUUUCUUGAAGUAAGGCACUCAAAUUGCAGUCUCAGCUACAUCUUCAAGAUCACAGCACUGUGAGAAAAAGCCUCUGAGAGAGAAACUGAUGGGAAUUUUAACACAGAUUGUAUAAAUUAGUGUGGGACAGCCUCUUUGGGACUCAACUGUUGUAGUUUUCUUCCAUUCUGAUUCCCUCGAUGUACAAUAGAUUCAUGUUAGUAGACCAGGUGCUGUACCUGUGAGUGGUGGAAAGAUUAGUGGACUAAAACUGGCACUUGCCAGAAAAUGUUAAUCCCGGACGCAGCAGCUUUCUCUUUCCCAGCAGCACGGUUUAAUAAGCCAACCUCUGGGGCCCACUUCAACUGCAACAGCAUUUUGUUUCCAUGUCAACUAGCCAGUUGUGCAUUUUAAUGUUUUUUUUUCUUUGAUAGUGGCCUUUUUAAACGUUUGAACUGUUAGUUUUUAUAUUUUUUUAAACGAUUAUUUUCUGUAACACUUGAGAUGCUUUCCUAUGAGCUAUUGCUGCCUUUAUUGCCUAAUGUGUCUUCAUAGUGACAUGUCAGUGUUUGAUCAUGCUCUUACUACAACUUUGCCACCUUAAACACAGUAUCUACUAGAGUGAAGGUACACAAGUUUUAGUGCCUUGCUUGGUAGCGUAACAUUGCCAUUUUCCUGCAUUUUAACCGUAUAUGACUGUUCUGAGAUGUAAAAGGCUGAUGUGAAUGAAGUGAUUUCGUGAUCGUGUUAAUGAUACAAGCAGUGAAACUAAUAUUGCUCAUAAGAAAGUGCCUCAUGUUUCAUUUUUACUGUCUACUUUUUUUAUACAAGGGAUUUAUCCACUGAUGCCAAAGUUUUCAACAGUAACUUUGUGUAAGGACCUACUGUAUCUUUUCCAGCCUUAUUCUCAUAUCUACUGAUGACUCUUUUUAUUUAGAUUGUUUUCAUAAAUAUAGAUUUUGUUUACUUUUCUAUAGACCAUAAAUAUAUUAUUGUAUUUAACAGACACAUGGUAGGAAACUUGCUGUUACUAAUGAUCUUUCUCUGUGUGCCUCAAAGACAUCACUAUAUUAACUGCCUGUAAUUCUCCUGUAUUCCUGUCUUUGUGAUAAUCCAGGAAAUAUUUUAGUUUGAAUAAACACAAAUCAACAAAA